Molecule: messenger RNA, 2316 nt
Organism: Fragaria vesca subsp. vesca
Lineage: Eukaryota; Viridiplantae; Streptophyta; Magnoliopsida; Rosales; Rosaceae
Product: calmodulin-binding transcription activator 3-like
Exons: 12
Coding region: 193-1914 (573 amino acids)
Biological process (GO): regulation of transcription by RNA polymerase II
Cellular component (GO): nucleus
Molecular function (GO): transcription coregulator activity; double-stranded DNA binding
Source: RefSeq, a predicted model, not a curated record
ACACUAAUUCUCAAAAAAAAACAAUCACACUAAACACUAAACCCUAAACACCACAGAGGGCGCGUGUGGUGGUAUAACUAUCAGAUCUACUACCAUGCACAAGUUUCCAUUUUCCAUACAUUUCCUCGAUUCAGACACUACUUGUAAUUUUGGUUGACGAGUUUAAGCCUGGAUCUUGGCCGGACAGCUGCCAUGGGGGAGAGCUCCGGUGGUGUUCAAAUCCAGGGUACUCCGCAAAUAAUCAAACAAGAAGUACCGGGACCGCUGUCUACGCUUGAAAUCUGGGAACAUAUUGGCAACCAUCGAAGCUAUGACACUACAAGGCCACCGCCAAAUAAACCUCCGAAUGGAUCAAUUAUUGUUUACGACAAGAGCGUGGUGGAUUUCUUUAGACAAGAUGGCUAUGAAUGGAAGACGGAAAAACAUAACCCACGAAAGCACAAAGAUAUUGAAAUACAGGGUUACUAUGCCUGUGGAAUACCAAAUGAAAAUUUUCAACGACGACUUUAUUGGACGAAGGAUGGGAAGGGUCCGAACUCGAACAUAGUUGUGGUCCAUUACCUGGAACUGGAAGAACAGCCAUCUCAGCGAAGGAGAAGCACAACCACGAAAGCAACAAUCAAGUAUGGGAAGGGACAUGGUCAUGAUAAGAAGAGGAAGAAAGUAACCGAGUAUGAAACUGGAUCCAGUUCAUGGACGAAUAGCAAUCACCUAGCUAAUUAUGGAAUUGCAAGUCGGGCUCAUCAUCAUCGGCUGGUUGAUCAUCACACACCUUUACCACCAGCCACUUACGAGGAAGAUGCAAUCUGGGAUGAACUUGAUCGCCAACAAAGAGAUGAAUUAGGAACUGAACCCGAUCCUGGUAUCCCACAAAGUAAUGAUAUUGGACCUAGCUGUUCUGGAACGCUCAAUCACCAAGCUAAUACCGGAAGUGGAAUCACAUCAGUACAAGACGAUCAGCAGUUUGAUCAAGCAAGUUUUGAUGAUUCUGGAACAACAGGAGUGGACUACCAGCAGCAAAACUUGUAUAAUGAAGACACUGGACCCAGAUCUUGGAUCAAUCACCAAGCUAAUACUGAAAGUUCCAUUUUAUCAGCUGAUCAUGAACAGUUAUCAGACUCGCAUUUUGGUGAUAAUCAUGAAGAACAGGAUUCCAUGAUACAGUAUGCUGAUUUGAGCUCUUUGCUAGGAGAUACGGGUGCGCCUAUUGAUGCCCCGACUGAAAUCAUUUUACCCCCUAUGCCGGAGUCUCCUGCUGGCUCAAACGUUGUCAUCUGUAGCAUUGAUGAUUUCGCACCAGAUUGGGGAUACGCAUACACCAGUACCAAGGUUCUGAUCACUGGAAGCUUCAUCAAUAGCGAUCAGCAGCAUGGAGAAAGUUGUCAAUGGUAUUGUGUAUUUGGGGAAGAUGAAGUUCGUGCCGAAUAUCGGUCUAUGUCAAAUCUUCGUUGUUAUACACCCCUAAAGAAGGCUGGGAGGGUUGAAUUCUAUGUCAAAACUUCCCAUGGGUCAGUGCGUAGUGAUGUUAUGUUAUUUGAGUUCCGAGACCGCCAAAACCAAGAGAUAGAUUACAGUGGUAGUUACGGUAACAUUGAAGUGUCUCAGACGGGUUUCUCUAAGCCACUGCCUACAAGCAUUACUCCUCUGACAAUUGACCCUUCACAUGAACAAAGAAUGUCUGAGGUUGAUCAAGUUCCUGAUCUACUUGAAUUGCUGUGCGAAGCGCCACCUGAUGAUAAGGAUUGUCAUCAUAUAGACGCAAUGCAGGCCCCUAAAAAAUACGGAAGCAAUAAAUCUCGAAGGUGGUACAAGCGCAGUGUGUACAAGGGAGUCAGUGAUUUUCUUUCAAAAUUGAGAAUAAAAGUAGGAUUGUUGCCUUCGAUUCUGAAAGCAGGUUGUGAAGGUCUUUCCUAGUUGUGAGGCGGUUUCACAUAACGUUCUCCGAUUGUCAGGGUUUGGCUCAGACUAUAAAUGAGCUAGCUGUUCCAACUUGUGGGAGCUGAGAGUGAGCAUACCUCCUGGGCGCUCAACAAGCUAGACUUGUUUGGGAAAAGACAAUUUCAUUUGCUGGCUGCUUGCUGAGUCUUUUGAUCUUUGCUUUCGUUUUCAUUGGCUUCAAGGAUUUGUUUUAAUAAACUCUCUGGAUUUAGAAGUUUUGAUUUGGAAGAUACUUUGAGGUUUGUAAUUCCAGGAUAAUUGAGCCAUGUGGUUUUCAAUCUUUGAAAUGCUGCUUGUGCGCGUUUUUCACUUUCUGAAAUUGUUGGACUGCCAUAAAUCAUAUAUAUUCAUUGAUAUACAAGUAUUACAGCUACAUUU